Messenger RNA from Phoenix dactylifera (date palm), 1097 nucleotides. NCBI's taxonomy places the organism in Eukaryota, Viridiplantae, Streptophyta, Magnoliopsida, Arecales, Arecaceae. The record is from RefSeq and is a predicted model, not a curated record.
AAUACCACACACCAGGUGGCAUCCUGCUGCCUCCUCCUCCUCCUUCCAAAGAAAAAGACAUAAUACACCACACACUCACAAUCCCAUCUGCAACCUCUCUUCUGCUUCCCCCAAGUCUAAGGACAUGGAACCGGAGAACCUCGAGCUAAACCUUGGCUUAGCCCUCCAGCCAUCAUCGCUGCCGGAGCCGGCUGGGGUCUUCUCUUGUAACUACUGCCAGAGAAAGUUCUAUAGCUCGCAAGCUCUUGGGGGUCACCAGAAUGCGCACAAGCUCGAGAGGAGCCUUGCCAAGAGGAGCCGAGAGCUGGCCAGCGUCCUCCACAAGCAUGCAACCUCGACAGGAGCCGAGUCGGAGAGACUGAGGAAGGAGGGCAAGUAUAAUGUAGGGAGGCCUGUGAGCCGGGAGGAGAUGAGGGCGUCGACAUGGCCAGGGAGUUAUAAGGGAUCAAAUGAUAAAGGAGGGCUGGCUGAUGAAAUGGACUUGUCCCUAAGUUCGUUCCAUCUACUGGAUGAAGUGGCCUUGGAGAAUGAAAAGGGAAGCGGAUAUUCUAUGAUAGGGAUUAGAAGCCUUUUCCAUAAAAAUGUACUGGAUUGCACAAAUUUGGAGUAUAACGAGGGUGUGGAUUGCCUCAAUGGUAUGCUUUAUUCAGUCCAUUAUUGGUGGUCUGCUUCUGCCAGUGGGGAUGUGAUCUGAUGUCCGAGAAAAGAACAUCAGAAGUUCCUGUACCAUCCGAUCUAUAUGUUUGCUUCUUUGAUGUCUUGAUGCAGUUCCAUCUUAUUGCUCUUCACAACUUAUACUGAUGCCGUAAGUCCGCGACAUUUUCUAUCAAUUAAGAAUUUGGAAGGGGGAUUCCUGGUGGGAAUCCCCAGGAAUCCCCAUUCGAACAGGCAAUGAUUGGGUUCUCACUUCUAGUGGUGAUCUCCAGCUGUGAAGAGGGAAGGUAACGUAAAGUCUAGACAAUAUAUAUUUAUAUUGCUCACCUUUCUAUCAUCAUUGAUACCGAAUCCCAAAAUAAAAUAGUAGUUCUUUUGGGCCCUUUUGAUAAAGCGAGUUGUAUAUUAUUUAUUUCUUCGUCUUGAAUGUCCAAUAAGAUGAU